GAAAUCAAAACGAACCGGAAGUUACAUGUAUGACAAACGGGCUGGAGUGUAGAAACUACAGGAACAGGAAGUGAGACGCAGGCAUAUACACUUUCUGUGUGAUCUCAGAAGUUACUGUGGUUACUUUCUUUUGAUUCGUAUUUUUAGUAUUUGCUGGUUACCAGAAGCUUCCACUAAAGAUGACGCUGCAAUGGACUGCUGUGGCCCUCUUUCUCUAUGUGGAGAUGGGCAUUCUUGUCAUCCUCUGUUUACCCUUCAUCUCAGCCAGGAGGUGGCAGAGUAUUUUCCAGCUGAGGAUCUGGAGUUGUGUGACGAGGUUCUGGAACAAAGUGUUUCUCACAAUGAUCAUUAUACUCAUUGUUCUCUUCCUUGAUGCAGUGCGUGAGGUGAGGAAGUAUUCAGCUCAAGAACUUGGCACGGAUGCCAAGCUACAGCCGAACAUGUUCGAUCACCUGCACAUGAAGCUUUUCAGAGCCCAGAGGAACCUCUACAUCUCUGGCUUUGCUGUCUUUCUCUGGCUGGUCAUGAAGCGAGUGGCCACCUUGAUAAACCAACUGGCAUCAUUGUCUGGCAGUACGGCUGCUCUUCAGGUGCAGGCUGACAAUGCAAACCAGGCUGCCAAGAAAUACACAGAGGACAAUGAGCUGCUGAAACAGGCUCUGAUGGACGGGAAGGGUGAUAAGGCGACUGCAGAGGGCAUGGAGCUGUUGAGAAAAGAAGUGGAGAAAAUGAAAGAAGAGCUGAAGACCCAAGGAGAUGCUCUGGAGAAGUCCCAGUCCGAGGCAGAUGUAAUGAAGAAGCAGACAGAUGGUCUCGCCAGGGAGUACGACAGACUGCUGAAAGAACAUCAGGUGCUCCAGAACCUUCAAGAUGGUGGAGACAAAAAGGAAGACUAGUUAUCGUAAAUUCCUUUAAGAUUAACUUUAACCCAAUCACGAGAGCGCCACUGCAACACAUGCUUUACCCCCAUAUUACACGCUGUGUCACAGUGCAUAUCCACAACUCCAGAAUUGGCUACUCUUAAGCCUUUCGCUGAUCACAGCAUAUGUGUUAUUAAAGCAUGGAGUUACAUUUGUUUUUCAGGACCUCAGACUGGCUUUUAUGGUUUAUUUGAAGUAAUGUUGAUGGUGUACUGUUUAUGACUGGUGCUGUGUGAUCUGGAGUAGUGCUUUUUUCUAGUGAACACUCGAGGGAUUGGAAUUGGAGAGUUCAGCCAGUAAUCGACCCGCGUCUGAUCACAGAGCACUUCAUAUUUUACAGAAUUAUGCUGUUUUAUGGAUUGUGGCAUUAGUUUUGCAAAGGUCACAACGUAGGGGCCAUGAUUUGUGGAAAGCUUGAGCAGUGACCGCUAUGAAUGUAUUUUGAUACCAAGGAUUUGCUUUUUUGUUUCUGUUGUAGGGACACCUCCCACUUUAACAACAGUAUGCAAAGUCUGUGCUCGCAUGGCUGUGCAAAUAUAAUUUGCAUGUACAGUUGCACUUCACAUAUUUUUUCUUUAUUCCAGCUGUACUUUUAAACACAGGUACUUUUGAACACAAGUUGUGGUGUGUAGGAUUAUGGUUGGAGAUUUCCAACAUACAGUAAAUAACUCUUUCUCUUUUGGUUUCCUCCUUUAGUUUAAUUUUGUAAACUUUAUUUGUUGAAGAAAAUCUGACAUCAUAGAUCGGUGGAUGAAACUAAAUAUCUGUAGGGAUAGAAACCCUAUGAUCGAACUGAAGGUUUACAUGUUUGAACGGUCCAAAUUGUUGUAUAUUUGCUGCACUUUGUGUUUCAUGCGCUAGUUGGGGUGAGAGUUGAACCAGGGGAGUUGUGCUGUGUGCUUCCUGAAAGGAGCUUUUUUUUUGUUAUACCACCUUUAUACAGCGAGAGCCUUGUAACUUAAAGAGAAACUAAGGUUGUUGUCAACAGAGGCCUAAUGUUCCCCAACAAUUUUUUAUAAAUAAAUACAAUUAUUGGGCUUACCAAAGUUACUUUCAGUUUGCAUAAACGCUUUUUAAGUUGUUUGGAAAUCAGAGGAAAGUGCCUUUUAGGUCGAUGUUCACUUUGUUAAAUAAAGAUAUGUUUCUUUA
Molecule: messenger RNA, 2069 nt
Organism: Eleginops maclovinus (Patagonian blennie)
Lineage: Eukaryota; Metazoa; Chordata; Actinopteri; Perciformes; Eleginopidae
Gene: bcap29
Product: B cell receptor associated protein 29
Exons: 8
Coding region: 180-896 (238 amino acids)
Biological process (GO): intracellular protein transport; endoplasmic reticulum to Golgi vesicle-mediated transport
Cellular component (GO): endoplasmic reticulum; endoplasmic reticulum membrane
Source: RefSeq, a predicted model, not a curated record